Molecule: messenger RNA, 933 nt
Organism: Phyllotreta striolata
Lineage: Eukaryota; Metazoa; Arthropoda; Insecta; Coleoptera; Chrysomelidae
Source: the annotation of a GenBank genome assembly
CCUUACCGCUGAUUUUUUCAAACUUCAGAGCGUAAACCAUUCCAGAUAUCUCCGCCCCUUUUAACAAUUAUUAGAUAGUGACAUAUGACGUAUGACUUUUUUCAACUUAAUUAUACAUUUUUUUAUUAAACCAGAACGAAUUUAAGAAAAUUUAACGUCCAUUUCGACUUAUUUUUUGACGAUCUUUUCAAAUCUGUUAUUAUUUUUUACGAACGUUAUUUGGUAAAAAAGUUACCUUGCUUUUGACACAUUUGUACAGGAAUCCCUAUGUCGCAUCUUAUAAAUAACACAGUGUAUUUGCUUAUCGAACUUGAGUGCAUAUGAUUCAAGAUAACUGAUAAGAUAUUAGAAUUAAAUUUUUCUGUUAAUGUUCAGUUUAAUGGUAUUUAUUUUAUCGGAUUUAUUUUUAUAAAACAGCUAUGGAGUUAAAGGCGAUUUAUUUGUGUUUAUUUUUACUGUAUGUUCGAAAGGUUUCUAGUUUAAAAUGUUAUACUUGCUCUUGUACAGAAGAUGAUUCGGAUACUACUUGUUUGACCGGUCCUGGUAAAAAGUCGGGUAUGGUAACAGAUUGCGAUAAAAAGUACUGUUACACAGUUAGAGUCGAUUAUAAGGAUCCCAGAGGUAAACUUCAAUCGCUUUUGAGGACCUGCCUUGAUAAACCGGAUUAUAUGCACGAGGUGAUCGAAGACGAAACGCACAGGAGUUAUUACAUGGCGUGUAAAAGCGAUUUGUGCAAUAACGGGAACGGUAGAACGGACGGUAGUGAUCAGGAAAAUGGGGCUUUCGGCGACAAAUCCACCAUUUAUUGUCCUGGUAUCGGUUCCAACAGAAGUUCGGUUAUUAAUGUAAAUAUGUUUAUGUAUGUUGUUAUUUACUUGGCGUAUUGUUGUCUGUAGGUGUAAUUAAAUUAGAAAAUAAAUUUUUGGUUAUUAA